Molecule: messenger RNA, 1282 nt
Organism: Paramacrobiotus metropolitanus
Lineage: Eukaryota; Metazoa; Tardigrada; Eutardigrada; Parachela; Macrobiotidae
Product: ubiquitin-conjugating enzyme E2 K-like
Exons: 5
Coding region: 377-979 (200 amino acids)
Biological process (GO): protein polyubiquitination; proteasome-mediated ubiquitin-dependent protein catabolic process
Cellular component (GO): nucleus
Molecular function (GO): protein binding; ubiquitin conjugating enzyme activity
Source: RefSeq, a predicted model, not a curated record
CAUGAUUUAUCCCCACGCACAGCAUUACGUAUGCAUGCUUUCGCUUUCGCAGAAACUGGAAAAAGCGAAAUUAAUCCUAAAUUCUCAUUAUUAUUGUGAAUUACUUAUCUUGCGCCGUGUUACUUUGUGAAACAGCGGAGCCCAAGUCAAGAGUGCAGUAGAUAAUUUAUCGAGCGCACCCGUGCUUGUUCCUUACACUCUUACUGCAUUGUCCGCGACGUCUGCUUGGUUGAGGAUUGGCGUGCGGGGAAUGCGGAGUGGCGCUCCCGCGGCCGUAUUGCGCUAGAAUUUUAGCUGGUGGCGUCCACCGUCUACCUAAUCGUCGCCGAGGGAGAAAUUGUGCGUUGUUGAGGGAGCUGGUCGAUUGGCGGACAGAAUGGCCACCUCCAUGUCCAUCACGCGCAUCCAGCGCGAACUGGCCGACGCGGCCAAGACGACGGACGCGGAGCGGGGAAUCGUCAGUCUCGAGUCGGUGGACGGCCGGCUGGACAAGCUGCUGGGCACGAUCAAGGGUCCCCAGGGCACCCCCUACGAGGGCGGCACCUUCCAGAUCGACGUGAAGAUCCCGCCCGAGUACCCGUUCCGGCCGCCGGAGAUGCGCUUCAUCACCAAGGUCUGGCAUCCCAACGUCAGCAGCGCCACGGGCGCCAUCUGUCUGGACAUCCUCAAGACCAACUGGGCCGCCGCCAUGACGCUCCGCACCGUCCUCAUCUCCGUCCAGGCCCUCCUCAGCUCCCCAGUGCCGGAUGAUCCGCAGGACGCCAUCGUGGCCGGUCAGUUCAAGAGCAACCGACACCUGUUCGACCUGACGGCGCGCUACUGGGCGCAUGUGCACGCGCACGCCCCCACCACCGUGCCGGAGAUGGCCAAUAAAGUGGCGCAAUUGGUAGCCAUGGGAUUUAACGAGAACGACGCCCGCGACACGCUCUCCUGGACGGGAUGGGACGUCACCCGCGCCUCGGAGAAGCUGGCGCCCUGAGAUGGAUUGACUGGCUGUAUUCCUUUUCCACUUGGUUCACACCGUUUUCUAUCCGGUUGAUUUAGUUAAUAUUGUCGUGUUGGGUGUUCGCGUUAAUUUGCCAGAGUUACAUUUACGAAAUGGGGUUUUGUACGGUACUGGAAAUGUAUGCGGUUCAUGGAUCGGUUGGGCGUUCUAGUCGCGGUCCCGCUCAUAGUUUUGCGUAGUAUUCUUGCGGCAUUUUCUCGCUCAAUAUUUCCACCUAUUCUUCGGUACUCGUACAUACUGAAUUACUUAUUCUGGAUUGAAAAGUUGCACAAUUUA